This is a messenger RNA of Paraglomus occultum, 475 nucleotides long. NCBI's taxonomy places the organism in Eukaryota, Fungi, Glomeromycota, Glomeromycetes, Paraglomerales, Paraglomeraceae. The record is from the annotation of a GenBank genome assembly.
AUGAUAAGUAAUACUAAUAAUAAAACUGAUCAAAGCGCUCAUUUAUAUGAGGUGCUUUUAUAUAAGAGGAAGGAUAUAAUAGCAAUUCAAGAAAAACUUGGUAUUAAUAGUAAUACGCUAAAGCAAAUAAAACACGAGUCCGAUGGAAAAACACUCGCUGAUUCAUAUAAGUUGCUAUUACAUUUGGUGGGAGAUUUAAUACUGAUACAGAAAAAUCUCAACAUUGAUGGCAACCACAUUCUGGCAGUAGAAUAUAAUAAUGUGGCAAAUCAAAACAAUAAAGAUUCUUCCAAUUUAUCACUUUCGAAAUUAUUUAAUUUGCUUUUAUACUUGGAAGAGGAUAUAAACACAAUUCAGGAAGAACUUGGUAUUGUUGGUUAUACUAAUCAAGAAAUGGCGGAAGAAGCUGAUAAAAAUGCGAGAGUAUACCUCCGAAAGUUUGAGAAAUUCUACGGUCCCUUAGAAGAUAAUCUAG